Aphis gossypii (cotton aphid) is the source of this 1838-nucleotide messenger RNA. It is a transcript of the gene Atac1, whose product is annotated as ZZ-type zinc finger-containing protein 3. The transcript is spliced from 2 exons. The record is from RefSeq and is a predicted model, not a curated record. Bases 269 to 1438 code for a protein of 389 amino acids. Gene Ontology annotation, molecular function: zinc ion binding. NCBI's taxonomy places the organism in Eukaryota, Metazoa, Arthropoda, Insecta, Hemiptera, Aphididae.
CAUUUAGUAUUUACUAUAUUAUAAUUAUUAAUACUAUAUCCUAAAUCGUAAUUACUGAUCACUAAUACCUAAUUAUUAUUAUUUAUUUUGUUAAUAAAAUAAAAAUUUUGAGUUCAGACAAUCAAUGGUUAUUUUUUAAAUUAUUUAAGUGCUACUUGCAUAGUCAAUCAUUACCUAUUGCUAAUAACUGAUGAUCAAUUGCUGUUAACUAAAAUAAAUAAUUUAUGACCAUUAAUAUUAUUUUACCUGUCAGAUAGUUUACAUUAUAAUGGAUGAACAAUUCAAUAAUACCGCUAUAUCCGAUUCAAAAUCUUUGGAAGCAACAGAAUUUUAUUUUGAAACAGACUUUUAUUUAUUAAAAAAUAAUCAAGAUUAUAAAAAUUUACUGAAAUCUUUGGCUAUACUGGAAGUACAAAGAUGUACAACAAUUCAAAAUAUUGAAAAACUAGCUGUAUUAAAAGAUAAUUUAUCUAAAAAUCCUUCUUUGGCAUUGAAAAAAAUUCUCAAACGUGAUGAAAUAACUACAUUAAAAUCAGUUAAUAUUCAAACGUUGCCAAAUAUUGACUGGUCAGUGUAUAUAACUAAUGAUGAAACGGAAAAUGAACGAAUUAAACAAGUAUGUGAUAUUAAUUUACGACAUAAAAAUGUCUCUGAUAAACAAGAACCACCGACAAACAAUACAAGUUCAGAGAUGGAAAAACCAGAAACAUUUAAAAAACCUUGGACAGUUGAAGAACAAUUGCGUCUUGAAGAACUUUUAAUUGAAUUUCCACCUGAAAGAAAUGAAAGUAACAGGUAUAGAAAAAUAGCUGAUGCUUUGGGUACAAGAAACUUAAGACAAGUUUGUAGUAGAGUUCAAAAGUAUAAUAUGAAAAUGAAAAAAGUUGGUUCGAUUAAAACCAUUAAUGCAAAUUCAAAAAAUUUAAAUAAAAAAACUGUAUCAUUAAGUCAUAAAAAUAUUGGUGCAUUAUUAAAACCAACCACAUUUAUACCAUCUACAACAUUAAUAGAUGAUGUUGAUGUUUAUAAUGCCAAUCGAAAUAACUUCAAUGUAAGUCACAAAAAUAUUGAAAUGCCUAAUAAGACAAAAUUAGAAAUCUUAAGUGAAGUAUUAAAAGACAAACUAACCGAAAAAAAUAAUCCUAUUGUUCAUGUUGAUUUUACGUGUUGCGUAUGUCAGUCAUCUCCUAUUGUUGGAACAAGAUGGAAUUGUAAUGACUGUCCAGCCAUUGGUAAAAGCUCUAACUUUUGCAGUGAUUGUAUAGUUGACACAGUUCGAAACAUUCUUGAAACCCCUCCACAUCCUAUGGAUCACAUAGUAACUCCUAUUAGAACUGUUCAGGAAAAUGAUGACAAUGUUGAUAAUAUUAUUGAUCAAAAUUACGUUCCAUUAGUAUUUAAAACUCAAAACUACUUGGAUCCAAAUUUUAUGGUAUAGAAUAACUUAAUAUUUAUUUUUCUAAUAAGCUUUUAAUAUAUCCAAUAGUUUCAUAAUCAGUAAUUGUAAUUUAGUCUAUAGAAAUUAAAUAGUGUUAAGGGCUGUUCUUACAAUGUUCGUUUAAGUGUCAGUUAAUACUAACCGGUUGAAUUCUAUCAGUUAACUCAUGAUAAAUUCUUCCGGUUAGCAUUAUCAAGCCUUAACCGAACAUUGUAAGAACGGCCCUAAGUGUUAUUAUGAUCAACACUAGAAUAAUUUUUAUUUUAGUAUGUAAGAAUUAAUAGUAACUUAUUAUUAUACAAUUUUAUCCAAAAAUAAAUAUUUAAAAUUUGUGUGUUUUUUAUAUUCUAGUCCCUAAAUUAUGGGCCUAGAUUAAUGGUUAUAAAUAUUCUGUGGAACA